CGCCAGGAGGGCGGGGCCGGGGCCGGGGCGCGCGCCGCUCCUCUGCAAGCGGGCGGGUGGCGUUCGGUCUGAGGGAGCGGGGCGGUCUCCGCCGGCGUCGCGCGCGCUGUGUGUGAGCGGGGUCGCGCGCGCGCGCGGCAGGCGAGUGAGGGAACGAGGAGCGGCCGGGUGUGAGUGUGUGGGAGUGAGAGUGUGUGGGAGUGGGGUGAGGGAGAGGCUGACGGGACGCGAGGCUGUGAGAAACUGGGUGAGUGUGCGAGGACGCCCGGCCAGCCUGCGGGAGCCGCGGUCGGCGGAGGAGAAAGGAGGCGGCUCCCGGUAUCCCGACCCCCUCCCCCUCCUCUCCUUCCCCCACUUCCAGCCGCCCGGCGGUCCGCGCUUCCUCGAAGGCCCCAGCCCGGCUCAGUCGGCCGAGAGCGAGGGAGGAGCCCCCCGAACCAGGUGCUGGAGUCUGCUUGUCAGGGAGGGGGGCAGUCUGUGAUUCUGAGAACAGAGCCAAGAAGGGAAACAGCAAAUUCAGUCACAUACAAUCCUCCACUCGGUCAAGAGCCACUUUUCUCUUCCUGCCUUGCCCCCCGCAGGGGGUAAGGAACUGAGCGUUUAACCUUUAGCCGGUUGGCUACCAGCUAAAAUUCUACUUAUCUUAGUUUCUAGUGGAUAGCUUUCUUAUUUUGCCCAUGUUUUCUUAGAAUCCCUGUUUAAUAUACUUUUGUCAGUAGUAGUAUCUAGGAGUAGCAGGGAGAGUGACAAUAAAUUUAGCCCCUUCUUUUUUCCCUUGUCAUUCAGGCCCCUUUUCCUCUCCAGAGGGAAAUUACCAGUAAACUCUUCUAAAUCUUCCACCCCUUCUCAGUCAUACUGUGAAGAAACACACUAAAGUGGACAUUAUUUGACCAGUGAACACGAACCCAGCUUCAGGCAUUGGUUUGUUGUGGCACAUGGAGAAACAUCUCUUUUAAAAUAUCUACCAAUUACGCUUUUCACAAUUUGUAUCCACCUAGGAUUUGCUGCUGGGGUAAGUCACUAGAUUUAUUUCUCAAAGCUCCCCUCUCUAUGAGCUGAAAGACUGACCAACCAUGAACACUAGUAGGGGAUGGGGAAAGGGGACAGAGCAGAGCCAGUUGUUCCACACUUUGGGAAGCAGGAGUAGCUUUUAUCAUCUUCCUCUGGGGAGCAGGCAUAGAGACAUAAACUGAGUGAAAAUGGGUGGAGGAAGAACUUCUAUACCCACGAACAACAUGUGAAGAGAGAGAACCAAACAUAAAGUAAGGAGGGUAGACAUUACAUCCAAGAGGAAAUAAUCCAGGCAAGGAAGCACAAGCUGAUCAAGAUGUGUAGUUCUGUGGCUGCCAAGUUGUGGUUUUUGACAGAUCGUCGCAUCAGGGAAGACUAUCCUCAAAAAGAGAUUUUACGAGCAUUGAAGGCCAAAUGUUGUGAGGAGGAACUGGACUUUAGGGCUGUGGUGAUGGAUGAGGUGGUGCUGACAAUCGAGCAAGGAAACCUGGGUCUGCGGAUCAAUGGAGAGCUAAUCACUGCCUACCCACAAGUGGUGGUAGUCAGAGUACCAACCCCUUGGGUGCAAAGUGAUAGUGACAUCACUGUUUUGCGCCAUCUAGAGAAGAUGGGAUGUCGGUUAAUGAACCGACCUCAAGCCAUCCUGAACUGCGUUAAUAAGUUCUGGACAUUUCAAGAGUUGGCUGGCCAUGGUGUUCCUCUGCCGGAUACUUUCUCUUAUGGUGGCCACGAAAAUUUUGCUAAAAUGAUUGAUGAAGCUGAAGUACUGGAGUUCCCAAUGGUAGUAAAGAAUACGCGGGGUCAUAGAGGUAAGGCUGUUUUCUUGGCUCGAGAUAAGCACCAUUUGGCUGAUCUAAGCCAUCUUAUUCGCCAUGAAGCGCCAUACCUGUUCCAGAAGUAUGUUAAAGAGUCUCACGGACGGGAUGUACGUGUCAUUGUCGUGGGAGGCCGUGUGGUUGGCACCAUGUUACGUUGUUCAACAGAUGGGAGAAUGCAAAGCAACUGCUCAUUAGGUGGUGUGGGGAUGAUGUGCUCAUUGAGUGAACAAGGGAAGCAGCUAGCUAUCCAGGUGUCUAAUAUCCUGGGGAUGGAUGUGUGUGGCAUUGACCUGUUGAUGAAAGAUGACGGCUCCUUCUGCGUCUGUGAGGCCAAUGCAAAUGUAGGUUUCAUCGCCUUUGAUAAGGCUUGUAAUCUAGAUGUAGCUGGUAUCAUAGCAGACUAUGCCGCCUCCCUUCUACCCUCUGGCCGGCUCACCCGGCGUAUGUCCCUGCUCUCCGUGGUGUCCACUGCCAGUGAGACUAGUGAGCCGGAGCUGGGUCCCCCAGCCAGCACUGCUGUUGACAACAUGAGUGCAAGUUCCAGCUCUGUUGACAGCGACCCUGAAAGCACGGAGCGAGAGCUGCUCACCAAGCUCCCAGGGGGCCUGUUCAACAUGAACCAGCUGCUAGCCAAUGAAAUCAAACUACUGGUGGACUGACUCCACUGGUAAUUAACCAACAAAACCCUUGUAAAACUUUCUUUCUUUUUUCUUUUCUAUUUUUAAAACCAACUUGCAAUGCUGUUCAUGGAGGAUGCUCAGGAAGAUAAGAGAAAAUUAGUAGGAUUAGUUGGAGAGAGUGGGAGAUAGAUGAGAUCUCUGCUAGUAAGAUGUUACUUUCAUUUACAAAUCCUACAAAUAGAGAGGCAGAAUAGGUGGGGUAUAGAAAAAUGUCAGGCUCUCAUAGUUACCCUUUUAAAUUGCUAAAAAAUGUGUAUGCUCAUAGGCCAUGAGGAACAAAUACUUUUUUUUUUCAUGGUCCCUUGCUUUUGUUUUUGUACAAAAAAAAAUGGUUUUGCUACAAAUAUCCAAGUAGCAUAACUUCACAUUGUGUUGGAAGAUUUGUCAUCAGUGAGGAAAACAUCUGCUUAAAUUACAGGAAUUUUUGUAUUAGACAGCUCUGAAAAUUCUGCCAUUUCCUUAUUAACUAGCAGCUUUAGUUUGUAGUUUAUGAAAUCUUGAGGGGCACUUUUACUGGGAUUUUUUUUUUGUUUUUUCCCGCUUAAUUUGGUGGGAGGGUCAAAUUGAAUAUAACCCAAUAAAGGCUUCUUAAUGACAAAAUUGGCAUGUUUGCAUGGUGAAAUGGAAAUGAACAGUAUUGCAAUGUCCGGUAUACAAAAUAACAUUUAUUCAAUGUAGAUAAAAUUACACUAGUUUAAAAUAUGUGCAUUGACUUGUAUUUGUUAGUGUUUUAGUCUUUUUUGAAAGAUGUGCUCUGUUAAUGUUGCUUUUUUUUUUCUUUAAUACAUGCUAGUCUAACAUUUCCUGCUUUAUGCCUGCAUCUUUAACAAUGGCCAAAGUGAAGAAAAUGCUACCUUUUUUGUUAACAAGACACUGACUUGAAACAUGUACAUUUAAAGCCUUUUAUUUUUUCCCUUUUUGUUUUGGUGGUUGGGCAUUUAAAUAAGGACAAGGAAAAAUAUUUUUGGGGGCAAAUCAAGAGCCUAUGAGUUCUAAGUAUAAAGUAUAAAGCUGAAGUGAUUUCGAAUGCCAGCGUUAUAUAUUUGCAUUUUUCACAUUUUACGAGGGAGUAUAUGUGUAUGUGUGUGCACGCAUGCAUGUGUAUGUGUUUUGCUUUUUGUUUACAUCAACUAAUCAAAAAGGAUAAUUUAGAAAAUGGAGCAUGAUGGGAAACAGAGUUUUUGACUUUAAAAAACAGAUGAGUUGUUUUCAUAAGUAGACUCCACUGGGGUAGAGAUAUUCACCUUAAAACAUAGGGUGAAUAGAUGCUUUUUUAGGCCUUUUUGUGUAUAUGUACGUUGUUUGUUUUUUGCCUUUUGUUUCUAGCCUGUUCAGUGUACAGUUUAUUCAAGGCUACAUGCUUUUCUUUAAUGCUUCUGGCUAUGCAUUUUCUCUUUUUACAUAUAGGAUUUGGGAUUGGGGGUGGGUUGGAUGUUUUUGUUCGGGGACUUAUUUAGUAGUAUUGAGUCUCUUAUAGCCCUACUCUUAAGCCUUCAAUACUGUCCACUCUUUAUAUUCCUUUACUUGCAGAAUUUAUAAAAGCCCCCAAACUGCAUAUAAUAUGAGCCUUUAAAACAUGGGUAAAACUAAUCCCAUUGAUGGGUUUGGAUGGUAUGUUAAGAAAUGGAGAUGCUGCAGAGCCCAACGUAAUUUUUUAAACAGCAAGUUUUCCAUCUCCCUACAAAUCCUCUGAAGCUUUUACCCAAGCCCUUUCUUGCCUCUCCAGUGCUAUUUUCCUUCAGAUGGACCUUAAACAUAAUUUCUUGGACACUACUAGAGAGACUUCGAGGCAAUAAUAAAAGAUCAGUAUUAACCAGCUAUAACAGAGGUUUGAUCAUGCUUACUUGUACAGUUUUUCCCCCGUUUUAAAAAGGAAUGUAAUAAAAUUUGUUUUUUCCAUAGAAUUAAAUAAUAUUAAAAUUGAGUGAAAGGUUGAUUGUUGAUGAAUAGAAUAGUACCUCUCAUCUGUGCAGUGUCUCAUUUCACCUCAGAGAAAAGGAUACAUAAGAGGAGUUUGUAAUUAAUCUUAGGAUAUUCUAAUUGCAUUUAAAAGAACUUAUCUUGCACAGGGUAAAUGGGGGACUCACAUACAUAUAUUAAUACCUCUGACUCAUUAACAGAAAGAAAUACUUGGUACUUCUUUCGCUGAAUGACCAUACUGUGGAGGAUGCAUACUAUUUGGUAUAGAGAAAUAAAUGAGGAAGAAAGACUGCUUAAUUAAAUUAUCAUUCAUAUGUUCAUAUAGAGACCAUCUGGUUGCCAUGUGUAUUAUGACACAUACACUUUGAAUAGUUACAUAUCACAAGUAUGUAGUUCAUGUUUGUGUUGGUGGGGUAAGGCAUCAGGAAAAAUGUAGUUAGUCUUUUCUUAACUUAUACCAAAUUAACCAACUAUAUUAUAGGAAAUAUGUGAAAUUAGUUCAUUAGCUUUAAUCACUGUUAUGCAUUCACAUGAUAUUAAAACGUACACUCACAUGUUAGAAUGAAAAGAGCAGUACUUAUCUUAGAUUUUAAAAACAUGGAUAUCUUCUUGAAUUCCUUCAAGAUUGAGGUAGAGAAUAAGAGCAAAUCAUUUUGGAAGUACCCUAAGGAAACAGCAGCAGAUAUUUAGGUUAAAUUUAUUUUCAUAAUUGUUUAAUAACUUUUGUAUAAUCUUCAUUGCUAUUAUGAGAGAGAAAAUAUAUAUCAAAUAUGUGUAAUGAUAAAAUCUGAAUUGUAAAAUUUUUGUAUAUUAAAAUUGUAAUUCUAAAUUGUAUUUCAAAAAUAAUUAUUUCUGAUAUUGUUUUUAUGUCACCCAUGAUGAAAACUGGACUUUAUAUAAGUAUGAACUGUUCUAUUUAAAAUUUUUAAUAGUUUUUUCCUUUUUUGGUGCCUAUAAUUGAUUGGUCAUUUCUGCUGGCUUUUCUCCAAUGAACAUUGAAAUCUUUCUGUAUAUGUUACCAAUAAGAAAACUACCCUGGAACAGUAGAAAAACCCAACAAGAGACUUGGCAUUCAUCCAGCACAUUAUCAGACUUUGAGAAGAUAUUGAAGGCAUUGACUUUGAAAAUCAUCUCUUUUUCUCAAGAAGAAAGCAAUGGAGAAGCAAAUUUGCUUCAUUCAGUGAAUCCCCAGUUUGGGGCUUGUGGGGCUUAGAGACAUUGUGAAAUCAAAUCUUGUGUUAUACUUUUCUCCUGGCUCACUUUUUUUGAGAAGGUUUAUGGGCUAUUUGGCUGGUGAGACACGAUCCCCUCCUAAGAAAAUGUAGGUGCUCAGACAGGUAACCACUGCUGCUACUGUUUUUAUUUGUUUGUUUGUUCAGUUUUAUUUAAGAUUUGUUUUUGUUGUACUAGGAUUUUAAAAAAUGUAAUAUAUUGCAGGAUUUAUAACCAGGUUCACUGACUGCUUGCUUGCUUUCUUUUUUUUUUUUUUUUUUCUUCUUAAAAAAACAAAACAAAGUUUCAUUUAAAAUACAUUUAGGCACCUUUGGAGCUUGGAUUUUGGAAUGUUUCAGUAGUGGACAGAAAUCUGCUGUUGGAAUCUUCUAGUCUUCCAGGUUUAAUUUGAAAUGUUUUUAGUUUUGUUUUGGAUUUUUGUGUGGUAUUUUAUUUCCUUUAUACCAAUGCCAUUUUGCCAUGCUGUUUUGGGGUGGCUACCUAACUCUAGUGAAAAUUCUUUCUAUAUUAAUGAAAGUUUGGCCUUUGAAGAUCCUUAAUGUUUUGCAUUUUUUACAUUGUUUUUAAAGAAAUAUUCUAACUGCUUGCACUGUUACUGUUCUUUACCAGCCUUUUCAGGAGCCAAAAAAACAAAUACAAACAAACAAAAAAAUACCCAGAGAAAAAACUUUCCUUCUUCCCCCUUCCUGAUGAUGAGUGAGAAGUAUUGAGAACUUUCGGGGUCAGUGCCCUUCUAAACUCCCCUUCCCCCAAUAAUGCAGCUGUAUAAUGAAUGGUAAAUGCACCGGUUUGGAUUCAGGCACAGCCCCAGUCUGCCUGCAGGUAAUUUAACUCUUUCUCCUUUCUUUCCAUCACUAGGCUAACUUUCUUUUUUUAAAACUUCCUUUCUUUACGUACUUUAAAAAGUAACCAUGGGUUUGUCAUAAUUCUCACUUAAAAAUAAUGCAUAAAUAUAUCUAGCAAAUAAUGUGAUUAAAGAAGAGCUUUUGGGGGUAAAGUUUGACUUGGUUAUGAUAUACUCAAGACUUUCUUGGGAAUUUUGUUUAGCCAUUUAGAUGACUCCAUUUCUUGCAUAUAUGUCUAUAAGUAUUUCAGAGUGUGAAUUUUUUGGCUUUGUUUUUGUUUUGGGUUUGUUUGUUUCUUCCAUUGUGCUACUCUGGCUUAAGCUUUUUCAGGGGUUGGUGUUCCGAAUACACAGUGAGCUCACAGUAUAAAGACAUCAAUUAGGAGUUGACAGGUAUGGAAAACUAGAGUUUUGAAAGGUAAAAUUAGGCUCUAGGUUAUAUAUAUGGUAAAAACUCAACAUAGCAUUCAUUUUACCUUAGUGCUUCUCUCUGUGACUUUAUAAAAGUGAAAGGGAAUAGUAAGACGAAGAUAAUACAAAAAAAUUUAGUUCUUUUAGGAGCAAUGUGAUUUCAGAACUAAUCGUUUUAGCAUUUCUAAGAUACUGGUUCUAACAAGGAGAUGUGAGCAGUUUGAGAUUAUCAGAAAAUCAUGGUUUAAACCUUCAAAAAUUACAGGUUUGAACAGAUAGGAGGACAUUUCUGAAGCACAAGAUGGCUAAGCACGUUAACCAAGGACAUAAAAUGUCAGGGAUAGGACUACAACUCGUCCAUUUUAAUAGCCUUUCUGUUAGGUAAUAAACUAAACUAUCCUCUCCUCUGUCUUUACCCCAGUCUACCUACCCAUUCUUCCUUUCUCCUAUACUUCCUAAAGUUUUAGCUCUGAGCUUUUAUUAUUUUGGGAUAUUGUCAUCUUUCUAAUAGGUAGAAUUUUAGUGAAAGUAAUCAGGACCUUUUCAAGAUAUACUUCUGCAUAAUUUCAUCCUGUGGCUUUGGACGUACUAUCCAAAGAGGCUAUACGUCCAGCAAGUCACUAGUUAGUGAAUAGGAAUUCUUGGCUUGUAAUGCCAUUUCUUGUAGCUGAAGGAAGAUGUGAUAAGUGAUUACCUGUUCUGUGCUUCAGUUGACUCUUAUAAGGACAGUCAUUCCCUUUAAGCAUCUUAAGACAAAAAUAUUUAUCUGUUGAAUUGGAAUUUACUAACAGAGGGAAUUGGAAUUGGAAUUUACUUCCAACUGCACUCAUGCAAGAAUUUGUGAUGUAUACUAAAAAAUAAAAAAAGGCUCAUUCAGGAGAGCCUUGUACUCAGCAAGAGUGGCUAACAUUAGAUAGCAUACAGACUAUGUGAUUGUAUAAGGCAUGGAGAGUUAACCUCCGGUCAGCUGCCUGUUUGAAUACCACUGACUUGUUAAGAAUGAUCUUGCUUUUAGAUUUUACCAUAUUCAAACUUACUAGGUGAGCCUUAUAUAGCAUAUAUACCUGGCUGCUAUUGUGGGGUUUGGGAACAUGAGGGGUGGGGUGAACUGUUGUUGUUUUAGGUUUCAGUCAGACAGACAUCCCUGUGCCUCAGUUCCCAGAAGCACAGCAGGCCUCUAGGAGCAUCCGUGGGAACGGCGCAGUCCUGACAUCACCAACUCUCCUGCUCAGGCUCAUCCCAUAUACAGAGGUCAAAGGGUGGGGUUUGAGAUUGGGGGAAGGAAUGAGAAAGUAGAAGCAAUGUCACUUCAGUGCCACUGUUGACUAGUCUUUGGUGCUUAUGUCAGUAUUUGUUUUAUUUCCUGAUUUUUUAAAGUUGGCAAAACUACAUAUUUUUAUCUUGAUGAAGGCAGUGGGAGGGUGGAACAAAAACAAGCCAUUACUGCUAUUUCUAGUUCAUUACCGGAGACUGUCCCUUAAUAGCUAAUGUAGAAUAAAUUUGAAACAUAGACCUAGAUGACAAAAAGAAUGGGAAUAGAAAUGAAUCUCAGGAUUUGAACAAACAGAAGACGUUUAUGCUGUGUUAAUCCCCAGUUCUACAACUGCUAUUACAUUUGUCAUUCUGUCUCCCCUUUUCCCCUAAUUCUUUUAUGUAUGUAUACAGUUUGAGGAAAUGUGCAUCUGUGGUCAGUCCUUUUUAAAAGACUUAAUGAAUUUAUUACUCUUUUGCAAAAAAUAUACCCACUGCUUAUAUGGGCAUACAAAUGCUACCCUAUUUUAAAUGUAGGUGGCGUAUGUGUUCGUGUUUUAAUGUAUUCAGAGCCAUUGGGCAAUAAGCAGUCCAGAACAUUGAAAACUCAAGCAGGUAAAGCACCUAACACCCUUAGUUUCUAGAAUUACUUUAAAAAACUUUUAUAUUGCUGCAUCUUCCACAGUUCUUUGAGUAGUCUCUGAACUUAAAAUUUGUAGGAGUUGUAGACUACCUAAAUUUUUAAGUUAUGGUAUUUGUUCAUAGAUUGUAGGGGUAGGUAAAGAAGGAAACAGAUAAGAAAAUGGCUUCUUGAGGUGGCAGCUGCUGAGUGGCUAAAUCUUACAACUUUCUACUUUUUUUGGAAAUUUUCCCAGCUUAGCAUCAACAUGGAUCAUACAGUGUUUGAUUUUAUGUGAUUGAGAUUUUUGUUUUUUAUUUUUGGAGGGAAGGUCUUGGAGAAACAUUAAAAAGUUGGUGUAUGUGCAAAAAUACGAAAUGUUAAAGGAAUUUUUUCUUAUUUAAUCUGAAUGGUAAGCAAGAACUUUUUCUAUAUACCCUUCUGCUGCAGCAGACAACUAAACUGGUAGGUGGCAGCAGAGGAAGGAAUUCUUCAGAUUGAUGGCUACUGACUUAAAGUCUGCAUAGGAGAAGAGAUAGAGCAUGACAUACCAAGUGAAGCAAGGGGGACAAAAAUGGAAACAGGACUAAGAUUCCUGCAUUUUGACUCUAAAUGGUUCUUUUGAAGUAACCAGUGAUCUUUUUUGCUUACCCUCAUCAACAGAAUGGAUGAAGAUAGAUUUGACUGUGUGCUUUUUCAAGUGGAGAAUAUGAAUAUACAGAACAAGAAAGUAAUAACUCCAACCUGUUUGAUUCCGUCUGUUUUCUAAAUAAAGACAUCAUGCACUGGAAAUAA
Gorilla gorilla gorilla (western lowland gorilla) is the source of this 9582-nucleotide messenger RNA. RefSeq names its product ribosomal modification protein rimK like family member B (gene RIMKLB). Gene Ontology annotation, biological process: protein modification process. Gene Ontology annotation, molecular function: metal ion binding; ATP binding; N-acetyl-L-aspartate-L-glutamate ligase activity. The transcript is spliced from 8 exons. Lineage: Eukaryota; Metazoa; Chordata; Mammalia; Primates; Hominidae. Gene Ontology annotation, cellular component: cytoplasm. The coding region runs from base 1328 to 2488 and encodes 386 amino acids. The record is from RefSeq and is a predicted model, not a curated record.